Messenger RNA from Oncorhynchus masou masou (cherry salmon), 4138 nucleotides. Its product is annotated as protein Dok-7-like. Gene Ontology annotation, molecular function: protein kinase binding. NCBI's taxonomy places the organism in Eukaryota, Metazoa, Chordata, Actinopteri, Salmoniformes, Salmonidae. Gene Ontology annotation, biological process: neuromuscular junction development; positive regulation of protein tyrosine kinase activity. The record is from RefSeq and is a predicted model, not a curated record. The annotation marks the transcript as partial. The transcript has 9 exons.
CUCUCUCUCUCUCAACCAGUCCACAGGUUCAGUGUAGGCGUUCAGCCAGGAACUAAGCUAGAGAGUGGUCCCGCCUCCCUGCACCUGUGCAACAACCUACUGGUCCUCACUAGGGACCUCCCCCCGGCCGUGAUUGGCCAGUGGAAGCUGUCAGACCUGCGUCGCUAUGGCGACGUGCCCAAUGGCUUUGUGUUUGAGGGCGGCACUAGAUGUGGAUACUGGGCUGGUGUGUUCUUCCUGUCCUGUUUAGAAGGAGAGCAGAUCAGCUUCCUGUUUGACUGUAUAGUCAGAGGCAUCUCUCCUAGUAGAACACCUAGUGGCCUCAGACCUAACCUACCAGAUCCCAGUGCUAGCCGGUCCUCCUCAGAGGAGAGGAUCAACCAUGAAACAUCGGAUCUAGAGAGAAGACUCAGCAUGAUGUCUCACAGCAGUAGACAGAGCACUACAGCCUCCACCUCCAGUUACAGCACCUCCGUUGCCGGGGACGACCGCAGCAGUAUCUCUUCCUCUUCCUCCAGCCAAUCAGACGCCAGCUACGGAAGCCACUUCCCUUUAUGGCCAGAGCCAAAACGCCCCACUUCCUCAACCGAGACCCUGUCGGCACCUCCCACUGCGAAGUCCUCGACCAAUCUGGACGAGGAUCUCUAUAACGCUGUCAUGAACCGCACUCCUUUCAAACCGCCUUCCCACCUUCGCAGUCUCCACGACAGCGGGCGCCAAAGCUCGUUGGACAGCGGGAUAGGCGUCGCCACGGCCAGCAGCCAAUCGUCUUACUCUGGGAGCUUCUCUUCCUGUACGGGCAGCCUGGACACAGCCAGUCAAGGAGGAGGGGAGGAGUUUGGGUCUGUCCUUAGUCUACCUCCCCCUCUUCUCUCUCUGCAUCCUCUUUCUCUACCUCCCUCUCUACCUCUUCUUCCUCCACCCAGUCUACCUCCUCCACCUCCUCCUCUGUCCUUAAGGACCCCUGAGCCCGGCCCUCUCUCCCCCCCUACUCCCGGCUCCUGCCUCCCGUCUUGCUCCUCCUCCUCCAGGACUAGUGGUUGUAGCUCUGGCGCCCCCUGGUGUCAGAGUGAGGAGUACCAGGCACCCAACCUUCUCAGACUACAGUAUGACAGCCCCAGGAACCUCCUGCACACCCUGGCCUUCAAGGAUCCUCCACCCCAGGGAGGAGCACCCGAACUGGGCAGGGACAGGCGGCUCGGUGGGGAUGGAGAUCAAGGACAGAUCCAGGGGCACGAGUGUCCUUCCCUUCCUUCCAUACCCACUGAGGACUCUCUCCAGUGGGUAGAGACCCCGAGGCAGGCCCCCGUAGAAAGGCCCCUGUCCUGGAGCAGUGAGAGAGCGCCCCCUGUGGACAGUGGUGAUCGGUGCAGCAUCGUGUCCGCUCGGCUCACACCCAGACCUCUGCUGUUACCUGGCUGUCCAGUGUGUGGAGGAACUCAGAGUCAUCAUCCCUGUGUAGAUCACAACUACAUUACCCAUGAGCAAUGGUUCUCACCUAGAAAGAGACAUGUUACGCAGACAAACAACCCUUCACAUUCAGGGCUUUCCCCAACACCAGAUCCACCACCCCAGUGUAGAGAGGUGGGGCGGGGUGAGGCGGGCCUCUCUCACCCUCUAGAACCAUCCUAUUCACCCCCACCUCCCCACGGCACGAUGACGCCAAGCAGACAGACCUCAGUCUCUGGCGGGAGAUUCUUUAAGUUUUCUCCGGAUGCCUCCGCCAUGAUGAUGUCAUCAGUCCUGGACAGGCGUCACCACCCCGACCCCAGUGUGAACUACGUCAACAUCCCCGUUAGCCCUGCGGCUAAAGCUAACAGAGAGCUGCUGUACAUGGAGCUGGAUCUACAGCCAGAGCCCUACGGUGGGCCAGUUUCCACCAGCACCACUGCAGCGAGGGGGGGCUCCACCACAUACGCCCACAUAGACAUCACAGCCUCAGAGACAGCUCAGAGAGUAGCAGCAGAACACGCCCAGGGGAGAGAGGACAGGCUGAUGGAGCUGGAGGAGAACACGCCCAGGGGAGACAGGACAGGCUGAUGGAGCUGGAGGAGAACACGCCCAGGGGAGAGGCUGAUGGAGCUGGAGGAGAACACGCCCAGGGGAGAGAGGACAGGCUGAUGGAGCUGGAGGAGAACACGCCCAGGGGAGAGAGGACAGGCUGAUGGAGCUGGAGGAGAACACGCCCAGGGGAGAGAGGACAGGCUGAUGGAGCUGGAGGAGAACACGCCCAGGGGAGACAGGACAGGCUGAUGGAGCUGGAGGAGAACACGCCCAGGGGAGAGGCUGAUGGAGCUGGAGGAGAACACGCCCAGGGGAGAGAGGACAGGCUGAUGGAGCUGGAGGAGAACACGCCCAGGGGAGAGGCUGAUGGAGCUGGAGGAGAACACGCCCAGGGGAGAGGCUGAUGGAGCUGGAGGAGAACACGCCCAGGGGAGACAGGACAGGCUGAUGGAGCUGGAGGAGAACACGCCCAGGGGAGAGAGGACAGGCUGAUGGAGCUGGAGGAGAACACGCCCAGGGGAGACAGGACAGGCUGAUGGAGCUGGAGGAGAACACGCCCAGGGGAGACAGGACAGGCUGAUGGAGCUGGAGGAGAACACGCCCAGGGGAGAGGCUGAUGGAGCUGGAGGAGAACACGCCCAGGGGAGAGAGGACAGAAAGGAGAGGCAUCCUGCAGUCUCUCUCUGUCUCUCACUCACUCACUCUCUCUCUGUCUGUCUCUCUCACAUCUACCUGAAAUGAUUUGAGUGUUUUCUUGUAAAUAGUAACUGCUUUGUUUGCCAAGAGAUUAUUUAUUAACUUGUUUUAUAUUCAGCCACCCUCUGCCUUGAUGACAGCUUUGCAAACUCUUGGCAUUCUCUCAACCAGCUUCACCUGGAAUGCUUUGCCAACAGUCGUGAAGGAGUUCCCACAUAUGCUGAGCACUUGUUGGCUGCUUUUCCUUCACUCUGCAGUCCAAGCCAUCUAAUUUAUGUGGAGGCUAGGUCAUCUGAUGCAGCACUCCAUCACUCUCCUUCUCAGUCAAAUAGCCCUUACACAGCCUGAAGGUGUGUUGUGUCAUUGUCCUGUUGAAAAACAAAUGAUAGUCCCACUAAGCGCAAACCAGAUGGGAUGGUGUAUCUCUGCAGAAUGCUGUGGUAGCCAUGCUGGAUAAGUGUGCCUUGAAGUCUAAAUAAAUCAGUGUCACUAGCAAAGCACCACCUCCUCCAUGCUUCACGGUGGGAACCACACAUGUGGAGAUCAUCCGUUCUCCUACACUACGUCACACAGCGGUUGGAAACAAAAAUUUGGACUCAUCAGACCAAAGGAUAGAUUUCCACCAGUCUAAUGUCCAUUGCUCAAGUUUCUUCUUCUUAUUGGUGUCCUUUAGUAGUGGUUUCUUUGCAGCAAUUUGACCAUGAAGGCCUGAUUCACACAGUCUCCUCUGAACAGUUGAUGUUGAGAUGUCUGUUACUUGAACUCUGUGAAGCAUUUAUCUGGGCUGCAAUCUGAGGCUGGUAACUCUAAUGAACGUAUCCUCUGCAGCAGGGGUAACUCUGGGUCUUCCUUUCCUGUGGCGGUCCUUAUGAGAGACAGUUAACUCAAAUGAACUAACUCUCUGCAGCAGAGGUAACUCUGGGUCUUCCUUUCCUGUGGCGGUCCUCAUGAGAGCCAGUUUCAUCACAGCACAGAAGAAUGUUUCAAAGUUCUUGAAAUGUUCCGUAUUGACUGACCUUCAUGUCUUAAAGUAAUGAUGGACUGUUGUUUCUCUUUGCUUAUUUGAGCUGUUUUUGCCAUAAUAUGGACUUGGUCUUUUACCAAAUAGGGCUAUCUUCUGUAUACCACCCCUACCUUGUCACAACACAACUGAUUGGCUCAAACGCAUUAAGAAGGAAAGAAAUUCCACAAAUUAACUUUUAACAAAGGUACACCUGUUAAUUGGAAUGCAUUCCAGGUGACUACCUCAUGAAUCUGGUUGAGAGAAUACCAAGAGUGUGCAAAGCUGUCAUCAAGGCAAAGGGUGGCUUCUUUGUAGAAUCUCAAAUAUAAAAUAAAUGUUGAUUUGUUUAACACUUUUUUGGUUACUACAUGAUUCCAUGUGUGUUAUUUCACCUUGUUGAUGUCUUCACUAUUAUUCUACAAUGUAAAAAUAAAG